Molecule: messenger RNA, 2379 nt
Organism: Vitrella brassicaformis
Lineage: Eukaryota; Vitrellaceae
Source: the annotation of a GenBank genome assembly
CAGCUACCAAAACCCCAUCCAUUCCAUCCAUCGACACAGUCAACAACACACCGUGAUUGUCAAUGGUGUCUCAUCGGGCUUGAGAAUCCUUCUCUCUGUUCCGUGUCUCGCCUACACGCAGUCAAGUCACCGACUCGCUCACUCCUUGUUGCCCGUCAGGUCUCCCUGGCCGUCGCUGAGCCGUGAGGUGGACUUGGCCAGCCGCUUGCUGGCGUCCCCUCGCGCCCACCUCUUGCCCCUCUGCGCCGGGUUGGUAACAGACGCCGGCAACACCCGCACACACUGCAUAACACCACACAGAGACCAGUCAUGCGUCUACCCCUUUAUGUGUGUGUGUGUGUGUGAUGGGUGUUGGGUGACUUGACUGACCCUCCCGUUGAUGAACAUUCCGUGUUUGACGGAUCCGUCCUUGGUGGACUUGAAGAGCCCCUGGCCGUGCUGGCGGCCGUCCUUCCACCCGCCCUCGUACAGCGACCCGUCGGGCCACGUCAUGCGGCCCUUGCCCGUCCGACGGUUGCUCUGGAAGAUGCCCAGGUACUCGGUGCCGUCAGGCCACUUCAUCACACCCAAACCAUGCAUCUCGCCGUUCAAAUGCUGCACACAGAGUGGGCGGUGUGUGUGCGUAUAUGUGUGUAUGUGUGUGUGAGAGACACUCCACUCGCCUGUCCCUCGUAGAUCUUGCCGUCUUUGAACACGAAUCUGCCGAAUCCCUCGGCACUGCCGUCCUUGAAGUCGCCCUGGUAGACGUUGCCGUCCUUCCACGUGAGUGCGCCCUUGCCGUGGCGGAGGCCCGAUCUGAACUGGCCGAUGUAGACCGACCCAUCCACACGCACCUCCUUGCCCUCGCCGUGCUUCUCGUCCUCAUACCAGUCACCCACAUACCUGCCCACACAUCCACCAACCGAUGCACUCCUGUGUACGUCUGUGUGUGUGUGGUGCACCUGGUGCCGUCUGCCCCGAAGAGGAAUCCGCGUCCGUGCCGUUUGUUGUUGACGAACUCGCCCGAGUAGAUGGAGCCGUCGGGGUAGAGAAUCUUGCCCUUGCCGUGCGCCUGACGCUUUGUCACCGCUACCACCUGCUCACUCAGGCCAGCCGGCACACACACCACACACACAUCGUGUACGGGCGCCUUCCGUGCAUUGCUGUCUCGUGUCCGUAAUCACCUCUCCCACGAACUUGGCCCCCCCGCCGAAUUGCAGCCUCUUCUUAGGCAGUCCGAAUCCCAGUAUGUCGGUCUCCUCCAUCGCGCCCUCUUCCUUGACCACGCUCACCUCUGUGAGGUCGCCACCGCCCGAGACGCCCCUGCCGUCAUCCGCAGGCGCCAUGGCCACGGAUGGGGAGUGGGUCCUCUGCCGAGGACGAGUCUUCUCGACAGUCAGGCUGUCCACUGAUUGACGCAGGGGCGUCUCGGCGCCCCGACCCUCCUGAACGAACGAGACACGGAGGGAGGCAGGCAGAGAGAACAAUGAACGGAUGAGAGCAGGGGAGGCGCGACGCGGCGCGGCGGGGGCUUUGUCUUGCUACCUUGUGAAGUGACUGAUGGGGGUCCACGUCUUCAGUGUCGGGUUGCGGGUCAGGGAAGAUUAUCGGCUCCUGAGGGCCAACGCAUAAACACACAGACAGACAAACAAAGAGAGGACUUUCACUUGCUGAGGUCCGUCGUUUUCAGAAUGCAUGUAUGCAUGUCGGUCGAUGCGUGCACACAUCGUUGGCCCGCUCAAUUUGCAUCCGGACCACCGCCCCCCGCAUCCACUUCUGUAUCUUUGCCGCAGACUCAUUGCGCUGAUUGAGCUCAGCUGCCACCCUCACUGUCUCUGCCCGCUGCCUUCUCAGCCCCGCUGUGGCCCUAUACGCCUUGCGACCCCUGAAAAUUGCCUGGAUGCGCAGGGCAGACUUCUCCAAUAGCUCCUGGCAAAGCAGACAUCACACCCUCAUGCAGGAGGAGGGCGGCACUUGUGCCGCUUGUGUGUGCCUUAUCGUUACCUCCUUGGGCGAAAUGAGUCCAUGUCGGUGAUACCAGCCGUCUUCGGUGCGGGGCGCGUCAAAUGAGGCCUGCAUGUCGGACAGCAAGAGGAAGAAGCAACGCGCUGAUCUGAUUCAUUCAUCCUGCACGUGGAUGUGUUGAUUUCUUACGAUAGGGAUCUGCGUGGCAGCUCUAUAGAGCGGGUCGCUGGCAAGCUCGUCCUGCAGAGGGAAAGGAGGAGGAUGCCAAACCAAAUCAAUGACAGACAAUCAUCAAGACACGAGUGUUGAAUGUCACAUCAGCUGUACCUCAGCUCCACCGCCAUCACCCUUCUCUUCUUCCUGCCUCUUCUGACGCUUCGAUGCCAUUCGUUUGUCCAGCUUCAAGUUGGUUGAGCCUCUCUGCCUCUCUCUCCG